This is a messenger RNA of Truncatella angustata, 1658 nucleotides long. Its product is annotated as PRELI-like family-domain-containing protein. Gene Ontology annotation, cellular component: mitochondrial intermembrane space. Bases 441 to 1187 code for a protein of 248 amino acids. Gene Ontology annotation, molecular function: phosphatidic acid transfer activity. The record is from RefSeq and is a predicted model, not a curated record. Lineage: Eukaryota; Fungi; Ascomycota; Sordariomycetes; Amphisphaeriales; Sporocadaceae. Gene Ontology annotation, biological process: phospholipid transport. The transcript has a single exon.
AGCACCAGCACCAGCACCAGCACCAGCCAGCCAGCACAAGCGGUGGUUUUGAAUGCAAGCGCAAAGUGUGGUGGUCGUACGACAUCAUUUGUACGGGGAAACUCUCACAUAUGUUGGCGAACUGUAACAUCGCAUUUCCCCUCUCUUGUCCCGUCUCUCCAUCAUACGAUUUCGCUUCCCUUGGUUAACAGUCUGGUCAUGUCAGAAGCAUAACCUGAUUGUCUUCGAACGCGCCCCGACGAGUCCGCAUCUGCCCCGUCAACCCAUCACCCCUCCGCCAACCUCGAGCAGCCACACCGAACUCAUUAAUAUCAAGCUUUACGACCUGUACAUAUAUACGUCAAACCUCCCUUCCGCCAUUGUGCCGACUCCAAGCCCAACGCCUACUUCCGAGAGGCUGCCGCAUACCCACGCCUCCAAGCCAAACACCAGCAGUCAAGAUGGUGCUCACCCACACGACCAACCACAGCUACUCCCACGACUUCCCGACCGUCACUCUCGCCUUCUUUCUCCGCUACUACUCCCCGCAGCUCAACCCUUUCUCGAGCCAUGUUCUCUCCACCGACACCAUUUCCUCCCAUGUCGACCAUGACACGGGUCGACUCUUUACCACACGAUUACACGUCAAGAGAUCUCGCAUGCCACCAGCUGUGAUCAAACUCCUGCCCACGAGCAUUACCGGAGGCGGCGGCGACAAGUCCGCCUACGUACUCGAGGACAGCGUCGUCGAUAUCAAGGAGGGGUGGAUGAAGACGCAAAGUCGAAACCUCAACUUCACCGGCGUUCUCAGCGUCACGGAGGAGCAGCAUUACUCCAUCACCCCGCCCCAGCAGCCUGGCCUUGCAGAUUACUCGCCUCUCCCAACCUCUGUACCUCGAACGCUCGUACCCAACACAUAUGUGACGACCACGUUCUCUUAUCGCUCGACUCUGGGUAAUCGCAAGGCUGUUCAGGAGACGGAAACCGACGAGAACGGCCCCAAGCGAUUUGGUGGCUGGAUCUCGGGCUGGGGUGCCAAGCGCAUACAGGGCAGCAUCGAAUCCAUCGCUUCCAACAAGACCGACGACCAGCUUGUCAAGUCCCGUGACGGAAUGAAGCUAGUAUUGGAGCGUCUCAGGUCGAAUGGCGUCAUGGCUACCCUGAGAGAAUUGCGACGAAGCCAGGGCAAAGCAGUCUUUGAUGGUUGAAGCUCAAUGUCUGAAAAUUAGAGGCUGCAAUGGUUGCAUAAAGGUUGCCACGCUGCACCACUCGCUCGAGACAUUACCCCGUCAUCAAGUCAAGCUCGUGCCACGAACGAGAACCAACUGCCGUCGCUGUCGAUGAUACCGCACACGCGCAGAAAACCGAGGAACCAAGUCACGUCUAUACAGGUCACCGAUCCGUGGCAUGUCGUUGUAUUCUAUGUCUACUAUAUGUUAUUUUCACCAAAGCAAGGCGUUGGGGUUUGGAAAGUUGUAGUUGUACGAAGGAAAAGGAAGCAUUGAUGCCAUAUUUUGGCUUGAAGGAAGCUAGGGAGCAGGGUUGUAUGACACGUGGAUGCACAUUAAGAAGUCUCCUCUCAUGUAUUGAUACCGGAAAAUGUACAUCGCGACACAUUAUGGCGUGGAAUCCUGUAUAUUACAACUGCUACAAGGAAUCAAACGAACAAGUUCAAGUCG